Messenger RNA from Anoplophora glabripennis (Asian longhorned beetle), 734 nucleotides. Its product is annotated as UDP-glucuronic acid decarboxylase 1-like. The record is from RefSeq and is a predicted model, not a curated record. Gene Ontology annotation, cellular component: cytoplasm. Gene Ontology annotation, biological process: D-xylose metabolic process. The transcript has 4 exons. Bases 144 to 632 code for a protein of 162 amino acids. NCBI's taxonomy places the organism in Eukaryota, Metazoa, Arthropoda, Insecta, Coleoptera, Cerambycidae. Gene Ontology annotation, molecular function: NAD+ binding; UDP-glucuronate decarboxylase activity.
UAAGUGGGUGCCUUAUGAGUAACUGGUAUGUGAGUCCUUAACGAAUAAUGGGUAAUUAGCGGGUAAAAGGUCCUAGGGCAUGUUACGAUGAGGGGAAAAGAGUGUCUGAAACAUUAACUUAUGCAUAUGCUAAACAAGAAAAUAUGCAAGUAAGAGUAGCUAGAAUUUUUAACACUUAUGGUCCUCGGAUGCAUAUGAAUGAUGGUAGAGUAGUGUCUAACUUUAUUUUACAAGCACUUCAGGAUGAUGUCAUAACUGUAUAUGGAUCUGGUGAACAAACUAGAUCUUUUCAGUAUGUAUCAGAUUUAGUAGAGGGCCUUGUUGCGCUUAUGAAUUCUAAUUAUUCACAACCAGUAAACUUGGGUAAUCCAGUGGAGCGUACAAUAAAUGAAUUUGCUACUAUUAUUAAAACACUUGUUGGUGGGCACAAUAACAUUGUUCAUGUGAGUGAAGUAGAAGAUGACCCUCAAAGGCGACGACCAGAUAUAACAAGAGCAAAAAAGUAUUUAAACUGGGAGCCAAAAGUUGAACUUAAUGUUGGACUUCAGAAGACUGUUGAAUAUUUUAGACAAGAAUUAAAACGAUUCCAACACACUCCUAGAAAUAAAUUCAUUAUUGAUAAACAUCCCUGACGAGAAUAUUUUUUUAAUGUUAUAUGGCUGUUACAAUUGUAAAAAUGCACUUAUUGUUAUGUCUAAUUUAAGUCUUAUAAAAUAGAUCAUGUUACGAUUUUU